Messenger RNA from Pygoscelis adeliae (Adelie penguin), 3878 nucleotides. It is a transcript of the gene CHORDC1, whose product is annotated as cysteine and histidine-rich domain (CHORD) containing 1. Lineage: Eukaryota; Metazoa; Chordata; Aves; Sphenisciformes; Spheniscidae. Gene Ontology annotation, molecular function: zinc ion binding. The record is from RefSeq and is a predicted model, not a curated record. The transcript has 12 exons. Gene Ontology annotation, biological process: centrosome duplication. The coding region runs from base 1 to 1206 and encodes 401 amino acids.
AUGGAGAUGCCAGUUAUCCAGAUACCUGCUGAAAGAGGAACACAGCAGAACAGAGACUAUCCAGUUCUUGAAAUAAACUGGAGACAGGAAGCUGCGGGAAUUGUCUUCUACAGUUUAUGGCAGCAACAGGGAAUUGAUGAUGUGAAAGUAGAGGGAGGGGGUGGAGGGGUGGUGCGGCGUGGUGAAACGCUGCCGCAGGUUGCUCGGUUGCGGGCUUCGCGGCAGCUGGACAGCGAAACCUGCCCGGGCUGGAAGCUGUCCCUUCAGAGCGGAGAUUCAUGCACAUAUCAUCCAGGUGUGCCAGUCUUUCAUGAUGCUCUCAAAGGUUGGUCAUGUUGUAAGAGAAGAACAACAGACUUUUCUGACUUCUUAAGCAUUGUGGGCUGUACAAAGGGUCUCCAUAACAGUGAGAAACCUCCUGAACCUGUUAAACCAGAAGUCAAAACUACCUCUGAACGAAAGGAGCUAGCUGAACUGAAACCCAAAUUUCAAGAACACAUAAUUCAGGCACCAAAACCAUUGGAAACAAUUAAAAGGCCAAGCCCAGAUGAGCCAAUGACAAAUUUGCAGCUGAAAGUGUCAGCUUCCUUGAAGCAAGCACUAGAUAAACUGAAACUGUCAUCAGAAAACGAAGAGAAAAAAGAGGAAGACAGUGAUGAAAUCAAGAUUGGGACGGCAUGUAAAAAUGCAGGUUGUUCAAAAACGUACGAAGGACCACACAGCACAGAAGAAGUAUGUAUAUACCAUUCUGGUGUACCUAUAUUUCAUGAAGGGAUGAAGUAUUGGAGCUGUUGUAAAAGAAAAACAUCUGACUUCAAUACGUUUUUAGCUCAAGAAGGCUGCACAACGGGAACACAUGUAUGGACUAAAAAGGAUGCAGGGAAGAAGGUAGUUCCAUGCAGGCAUGAUUGGCACCAGACUGGAGGAGAAGUGACUAUUUCUGUAUAUGCUAAAAACUCUGUUCCUGAUUUGAGCUAUGUAGAAGCAAAUAGCACAAUGUUAAAUAUCCAUAUUGUAUUUGAAGGAGAAAAGGAAUUUCAUCGCAGUGUGAAAUUAUGGGGAGUAAUCGAUGUAAAGAGGAGUUACGUGAACAUGACAGCUACAAAGAUUGAACUUACUAUGAGAAAAGCAGAGCCCCUAUUAUGGGCAAGUCUUGAAUUACCUGUAUCCAACACGCAACAAAAAAAAGAGAAUUCAGAUCAAUAAUGAUUCCAAGAGACGAGUUAUUUCCCAUUACGAAGUGGUGACUUGCUACUGUAAUCAAAUAUUUAACUUUUAUAUAGAUUCAUGUUUUUUAUGCUAGAUCAUAUGUUCCAUUCUACAAAGAAAUUUGAUGCACAGUAAAUGGGGGUGUAAACUUGAAGGGUAACAGCUAUUUCUGCUCUUGCUCCCAUGAAUAUAUUUAUUGUAGUUGGAGUGUCUCCAUAGGGAUUUAGAGUAGAAGAGCUAUUGCCCUUUGCUUACAACCUUACCUACCAUGCACUGACUAGCCAAACAGAGGUGUUCUCAGUCCACUGUGUGUGUUAAUUUUUCAAGUGUUCGGUUUAGACUGGAUCUACUGGGUAGCACGUGUUAAAUUCGGCACUGUUCGUUAUGGCGCAUACAGUAACACAGAUACAAAAAUCUGAGUUCAUGAAGUGAUUAACAUGCAAUUCUACAUCUAGAAUAAAAAGGUACAUAAACAUAAAUAUGGAAGAACACUUGUAGACUUGCAUUUUUGUCUUUGAAACUAAGGUUUGUUUCAAUACCUGUUGGCUGUGGAGGGAUGGAAUAAAAGGUAUUUUGCUAAGGAUUUCAGUACUUGCUGAUUCUUUUGCUGUCUUUCAUGUGUAAAAGCCGGAGAUCGGAUUAAAAUAAAAACAAAGUUGGCAAGAGGGGAUUUUUUUUUUUUUUUACUCCUGUACCUUUGGUAUUUGAAUUGUUAAAUAUAAAAGUGAAUGGACGGUGAAAUGGCUGAAUAACUUAACAUCUCAGCUGUGGAGAAUAUGCAAACAGCAGACUAUUGUAAAAUUACCAAGGUGCUGUAUAUAUUUGAUAGUCAUUAGAAUGUGUUUUCUGUCCUGUUCUACAACGCUCAAAAUUAUGAAUCUUUUUUCAAAGUAGUUGGAUAUGUGUAGUAGGAGAAGCCAGUACACACUGUAGGUGUCUGAGGAAAAUUAUUUCCAUGUAGAUAUGCAUAGUUCUUGUUUCUGAGGAUGAUAGUCUAAGAACUAAAUUUAUCUACAGGAGAAAUCUUAGGAGAAACAAACCACAAGCUUUAAAAUCUGUCUCAAAUCAUAGUUGUACCUUUGAAUUAAAAUAUUUUUAAAAUAUUAUUUCUUUUGAACAGCAUAAGUAAAACACUGUGAUUAGAAAUCAAGACCUUAUUUUUGGUUUCAGUUCUCCAUCAGUAAAGAUUUGUGGCUGAAAACAGGAUAGUUUUAAAGAUGAUACUUUUGUCCAAGCAGCAAUACAUGCAGUAACGUUGUUUUCUUUUUCUGCUUGAAAUAGUUUCUUAAUUUGGGGUUGCAGCUGAAAGAAAAACAAUGUUUUCGUAUGUAAGUCAUGCAAAACGUACACCGUUAUUUAUUGUGCCAAAACUUUAUAUAUGUAAACAGGCAGUCCUGUGGACUGUUGAAAUGUGUGGAUGCUCGUCUACCUACCUUGGCAGAUCUGGAAUAACGCCAAGAGAAACGCCCAACAUAGUAAAGCCUUUCUGAAGUUACAUAGGGACUUCUAAGAAUCUUACUGUUUUCCAACAGGUAUAAUUGGACUUGAGCUCGGAGUUCUGUCUCUAGCAGUACUUGAAAUCCUACUUCAUGCUUUAAGUGGUAGGAAAUACAUUACCAAAGAAACCGUCCCCAAACACCAAGAAAGUAACACAAGUGCUGUAUAUAUGAAAUUUGUUUUGGUGCUUCUUUACCUUCAUUUCAAGAUCCUGUUUCCUCAUUGACUUGGAGGGAGUGUGGUCGCUUACUCCCUUGGGCCCCUAUUGAAAGUUCCAGCUCUUAAGGUCUGCCUAAAAGAUUCUAUUAACCUCUAAUAAUGCCACCUUUGUUUUUUUCUUUUUAAAUAAAUUUGACUAUGUCAGAUGCUGUGAAGUGAUAGGGUACAAGCUUACAAAAAUGUGUGCCUGCAAAUGGUCCUCUAAAAAUGGAACAGGUGUUCCCUGAUGUGUUCUGAACCAACAAGUGGAGCUCUUACUAGUGUAAUACUGAGAACAAUCACUUCAGUGGAUGAGGAAUUCUAGAUAGCUGUAGCUACUAGCGUGCCAUCUGUGGUUUUUGUAUGCAGAACUCUGAACUUGGACAGCAAAAUGAGCAGUGUUUGAAUGCCAGGAUAAAGUUCUUAUUUAACAAGCAAGUUCAAACGUGUGUCUAUCCAUAUGGAUAUAUAAAUACCCUACAUACCUUACGUGCUCCACCUUUUUUAACAUACUUUCAAUUUAUUUGCAUCCUCGUGUGCAGUAGGUUUACAUCAUGUAAAAUCCAUUUUAAAGAAUUACAAGGGAAAUGGAAUUUCCUGGGAAAACAGAAUUUCUGUUUUUAAGCAAGUCAUAUUCUCCCUUAGUAUUCUAUAUACUAAAUGGAGAGAAAUGUGGAUGAAUGGACCUUCUGCUGUUAAUGCUGCAGGCUUUGGGACCCCAUAACUAUUUGUUACGCUCUUUCAAGCUACACUCUGCUGGUAGCUGAGUCAAUGUGUCCAUAAGUAGAAGAAAGCUCCUGUAAACAUGGUCCUCAGUUUUGCAUUUGCUUUUUAUUCAUUCCUCCUGCUCUCUUCCUGUUGUUCAUACUUGCAGCACAAAAUUAAAGAUACUUCAGGAGUUCCAUAAUGACUUUCCCCAUCAGUGGCAAUAAAACCACUUUUAAAAUUCACCCAUUUAAAAAAAGUAGGCAAAU